CUUACACGUAAGCCCUCCUUUUCGUGUGUUGAAUAGAUAGUACUUGGUAAAAAGUAAUACAUACCUAAGUAAGUGCAAGUAUCAUUUGAGUGAACGGUGUACUUAUUAAGUACAGACUGAAAGAUAAAAACAUGGCAGUGCGGCAGGAGCCGAAGCUUCCACCUCUUCCCUGUUGUCGUGCAGCAAGUCCGCGUCCUUGUUGUUUACACCUGGUCUCGUUGAUGGUGUAUUAAGUUUGACGACCAGUUUACAUAGUAAAUGCUGCUGAUGACUGAAAACGUACAUUGCGCUGAAGCUCUCGAAUCGUUGAUCAGUUUGUGGGUGUGAAGUCGUUCUCUUGAUGUAAGUUGUUUGUUUGGCUUUUAACGUCAAAAAAAGUAAGUUCAACCCCACAUCCUCGCGGCCACCGUGUUCGCCUGCAGACGAUUACGCGUCACGUUGACAGGUGGUUGUGCAGUGCUGUUAGCUGGCCUGGCUGGCCUGUUAUUCGUACAGGCACAGCAGUGCACUCUACUCGACGUCAAAGCUCCGGGAGCAGUUGUCAGAGGAGAAAAAUGUUUGCGACCCUCAAGAACAAGAUUAAGGAGGAGAUCGGCAGUGACGUGUCCGCCGUUAUCAGGAACGCUGGAAGCGUCCGUGGCCUCAACAGGCAUCUGUCACAGGCUGGUUCAGGAAGUAGUAUUAGCAGUUCUCAAAUUUCACUGGACGAAACAAUUAGAGAGGAAAAUAACGUAUCCCCCUCGCUUUCCUAUCGCCUCAAGAGGGAAAACAGUUUUGAAUUGAAACUCGAGGAUGGAACUCCUCUUUCUGCCAAAGCUAUCAAAAGGCUGGAAAGUAGAGAGGAUGAGUGGAGAAAAAGAUUGCAGAAAAAGGAAACUGAGUUUCUCAAGAAAAUGGAAAAGAAGGAGGAAGAGCAUAGAGUCAAAAUGCUAGAGACGGAAAAGGAGUGGAAAAAAAUUAUCGACAUGCACGAAAAGGAAAAAGCUAAGCUAGUUGAGGAUAGGCAAAAGGCAGAAAGCGCGAAGGCCGCACUGGAAGUUGCUCUGAACAAUGCGGAAGAAUAUAAGAAGAAGUUGUGUAGUUUUCAAGAAGAUGUAGAACAAAUGGAAGGCCUGCAGCAUCAAGAGUUGGCUAAAAUUAAGCAUCUUUUACUUUCGAAAGAACACGAGGUUGAAGAUAAAUCUCAGUUAUUAAAAACAGCACUGACUGAAAUAGAUAACUUAAAAAUGGAAUUGUCUAGACUGAGGAGAUACGAGGACGAACUGAACAAUGUGCAAGACGAAAUGGAAUCGCUCCGUCACUCCACGCAGCGCGAAAAGGCUCGGCUGUCUAGCCAAUUAGCGCAAACAGAAGAGGAAGUGAGACACUUGAAGGACAAGCUGUUCCUCCUCGAGCAGAGGGUAUCCUUGGAAUCGGGAAACAGUGAGAUAACAGUGGACGACCGCAUAGCCGAUCUGAUGCGCGAGCGAGCGCUCCUCGAGCGCAAGCUCGAAGAGGCCCACCUGCACUUGUCGGACAUAAAAACUAGUUGGUCGGCCAAGAUAUCGAGCCUCGAGACCCAAGUCGGCAGACUGAGCAGGCAGGCGGGCGAGGAAGGCCUGGAGCGACGUAGAGUCGAGCAGGAGAAGCAGACGCUGAGCCAGAGGAUAAAGGACCUCGAGACCGAAAUAGAGGUGACGAGCGUUGUAAUGGCGACAAAAGAUGCUAAGCUUUUGCGCAUGACCGAGGACAUCGACGAAAUGGCCUCAGAACUGAAAGAGCUCCGGGCCAACGUCGACGACGAGGUCGACGAGUACAAGCGGCAAAUUGAGCAAAGGACGCGAGAAGCCGACGAACAAAAAGCUCUGUUAGAAGAAGCAAAAAGUGAUCUUGCCAGCAAAGAAGUGCAACUAGCCGAAAUGAAGUCAGUUUACGAAGAAGAGACAUCAAAAAUUUUAACGCUGCAAUCAGAAGUCGAUCGGCUAAAGGCGGAACUGGAAUCUGAAAAAGCGAUAAAAAUCAACAUGGAUUUAAGUCUCGAAAAGGAAAAGACUGAAAAGGACUCGGCAUUGCUCAGGACCGCCAAGAUAUCCCAGGAGAUACAAAUCGCUAAGCAGGAAACUAAAACGCAGGAGUUGGAAAAUGCGGAGCUGCAGAAUCAAUUGGAUAAUUUGGCGGAUACUUUGAAAAAUAAGACCAAAGAUCUAGCAGACAUAACUAAAAAGCUGGAUGAGGCUUUAUUGAGGAUUAACGAUUUCGAGAAAGCAAAGUUGGAUCACGAAAAAAUGGAAGGCAACGAGAAAACUUUGAAAAUGAGUUUGUUGGACCUAGAAGAGCAGCUGAACGAGAAAAACAAGACCAUCAAAGUUCUGCAGCAGCGGCUGGCCGACAUGAAGAAGACCCUCCACCGAGAGCUGCGAGUGCCCUCGUCGUCGCUGGACAGUGACCUCGAGCCAGCAGCUUCCGCAGCCAUUCUUAACCCCAGUUCGUCCAAAACCGUCACUGCCAAGCAAAACAAUUCCAGGGAAGACGAUAUCAACUUUGUGUACCUCAAGCACGUCCUCAUAAAGUUCCUCACCAGCCGCGAGUACGAGGCCUUGCACUUGACGAGAGCAGUGGCGACGCUCUUGCAUUUCUCGCCCGAGGAGGAGAAACUGCUGCAAGAGACGCUCGAGUGGAAGAUGUCGUGGUUCGGCACCAGACCCAAUCUGGGCAUGGGACAGACCGCCAAGGCCAUCCCGCCCAGCUGAUAAUCGAUCGGCGUGGCUUAUUGUAAAUUU
Copidosoma floridanum is the source of this 2759-nucleotide messenger RNA. RefSeq lists its product as uncharacterized. The record is from RefSeq and is a predicted model, not a curated record. Gene Ontology annotation, cellular component: Golgi apparatus. NCBI's taxonomy places the organism in Eukaryota, Metazoa, Arthropoda, Insecta, Hymenoptera, Encyrtidae.